Athene cunicularia (burrowing owl) is the source of this 3477-nucleotide messenger RNA. It is a transcript of the gene MTPN, whose product is annotated as myotrophin. Gene Ontology annotation, molecular function: protein binding. Bases 32 to 331 code for a protein of 99 amino acids. Gene Ontology annotation, biological process: regulation of barbed-end actin filament capping. The record is from RefSeq and is a predicted model, not a curated record. Lineage: Eukaryota; Metazoa; Chordata; Aves; Strigiformes; Strigidae. The transcript is spliced from 3 exons. Gene Ontology annotation, cellular component: nucleus; cytoplasm.
UGUUACCUCUAAAAUUUUGCUUAUUAGAAUUAUGUUUACAUUGAAGGGUGAAGAUGUCAACCGGACACUUGAAGGUGGGAGGAAGCCUCUUCACUAUGCAGCAGACUGUGGACAGCUUGAGAUUCUGGAAUUUCUGCUAUUGAAAGGAGCUGAUAUUAAUGCUCCAGACAAACAUAAUAUCACACCACUUCUAUCAGCAGUCUAUGAGGGCCAUGUUUCCUGUGUGAAAUUACUUCUGUCAAAGGGUGCUGAUAAGUCUGUGAAGGGCCCAGAUGGACUAACUGCCUUUGAAGCCACUGACAACCAGGCAAUCAAAACUCUUCUUCAGUGACGGAUGGACUGAUAUCUUAAGUGUCUCUCCUGUGGCCUCACACUGCUGCCUGUCUGUCACUCUUUGCAUCUUCCAGCUUCUUCAGCUAAAUACUUCGGGGGGAGGGAAAUUCUUUAUGAAUCAGACUAGUUAGGGGCUUGUAUCAAAGAUAAUCUGUUUGGAGAGGGUUGAAAACUAUUAUGAACAGUGUCCCUCUAGUGGGACAAUCUCUUUUCAGUGCACAAUCUCUUCCCAUUUCUACUGAAAAUGGAAGAAGGAAGACAGACCAUGAUCUUGAAUUUUUUGGCUUGUAAACCUCCUAGGUUAGUACUAAGAUUUUUGUUGAAGGAUUCCUUUAGAUGGAAGUACUGUGCUAUGUACCUGAAACUAAUUGUGAAGGAGACAAUAGUCCCAUGCUAUUAGUGUCUGCUGUAAUCUGAAGUGUAGUAAUGUAGGUGGCUGGGUUGCUUUUCUCUCUUCUCUCUGUGGGUAGCUUUCUUCUUCUGCCUAAAGCUUAUGUUGCAGUUUUGAGGACUUUUGAUACUAGUUAUUGGAGCUGUUCUUUAUAUUGACUAAUUGGAUGUCACACUAGUGUUUUUCUGAUUCUUGAGUAAAUCAGGAAAGAUCAGUUGAGACAUGAUACACUCCAGAAUAUCUGCCAAGGUACUUUUGGGUGCUUGAAUUUGAGGUUUCUUUCCCAUGUUUGUUCUAGUCCAGGACAGAUGUUCUAAGCAACUGUUUUUGAGAGAGUUCAAAAUGUCACUGUAGUUAUUUCCAAAAGGAUUGUAAGAUGGAAUUUCUUUACUCACCAUGUCACCAUAAAAUGUAUAGACAUGUGCGAAAGCUACAGGCUGUUUGCUAUGUAAGAAUAAUCUAGUCACAUGUGGAAAACGAAUGGUAAUUAUUUGGACAUUCAUAUCAGGUGAAUAUUGUUGAUAAACUUUUCUGGUAAACUUUUAAAGUGCACGUAAGCCUUCUAAGUUCAGGUGUUAGGAACAAGAAGAUGUACAAGUAGAAGUCUUAACUUGCUCUAACUACUGGAGGAAAAAAACCCAAACCUUUUAAAUUUUGCAUAUCUUUGAAUCAUUUUCAUUGAUCACAAAAUGAACCUCUUAAAUUUCAUUAAAGCAUGGGUCUUGUUUUGAAAGUUCCCAGUGCAACCAUACCAUACUAACCACUGAAUUCUGGAUAAGAUUUACUAUAUCAGUAAUUAUGAUAGCCUUGAUUCAUGGGAAGGUAUUUAAUGAUGUUCUAGAGAUUCCUGUCACAUCUUAGGGUCCUCAGGAAUGUCUGAGCUUCUGGCUUUCAUCAAGAAAAUUUUCAUUAGGCUGCUGAUUACGGAAAACUGGUUUUAUAGCAGAAAAGUGUAUACCACAAACUGUACAUCUUCUUUUUUGGAAUAUAGAUUUCAAACUUCCUGAUAACAUGAACAAUACAGAAAACAAAUGUAUAUAAUGUCUCAUGCUGAAUUCUUAAACAAAAGUAGCCGAUAUUAUUUUGAUAUCACUGAAAUUAAGAGGAUAUGUAGAAGUAGGCUGGUGACUACCACUUGUAUUUAAUGGAGACCUAGUUUUACUUGAAUCCUGUUGCAUAUUGUGAUUGAAUGUCUCAGCUAUGAAAAGCCUUGUAUUUAGACUGUAAAAUGAGAGAAGAGAACUGAUCUACAUGUACACAUCCCAUAAGAAAAGCAAUGAAGAUAAGUCAACUCUGGCCAUAAACUGUACAAUGCAAUUACUCUUUGCUUGUUGGAGCUGAGUGGCAAGGAAGAGCAGAAAGGUUGGAAAUAAGUGAUAAAUCAAUUGGUGAGCUGCUGAUAAAAAAAAAAAGCGCAUGUUUGGUGAACAGUGCUUUUAAUGACUAUUUAAAGAGAACUCUUUAAUCUUUGAUCAGUGCUGGAUUGUCAUGUCAUUGUAAUAGUGUGAACGCAGACUGUAGGUUUAACUCUUUAUUCAUCUAUGAAAGUAGCCAUCUUUGGCAUAAAUUUGCCUCCAUAUUAUGCUAUUAAAUACUUAGCUGAUAAAAUACUAGUCUAGAAAACUGCAAUCUGUUUUUAUGUGGAAAACUUGAUUAUUCAAGUUUUGUGUUGAUUAAUGUCGAGUUGUCUGGCCAUAGUCUUUUCUUUUUGUUGUUUUUCUCUCUAUUCUUUCCUGCCCUUCCCUUCAACUCAUUUAAGUGAGCAUUAUAGUAAAGAAACAUCAUCUUUGUACUAACUCUUCUGGUGAUUCACUGAGGCUAUUUUGCCUCCCUUUUUCUACAGUUAUGUGGACACCUUUAUUUUUUUCUUGCUUCACUUGAGGAAAAAACGUGCAAAUGAACUUCAGUGAGACAAGUAUUAAUUUGGCUGUAAUAUAUACCCAAGCUGCCUUUUGAGAUAGUUAAAAGAUGGCAUUUAAUGUUUGGCUCAUAAAGAAAUAUUUUGAUUUUUGCACUACAUAAAAGGUGAUUUGAUCAUUUUGCCCAGAGUUUAAAAAAAGUAAUAAUAAAAGCUUAUGUUUUUGUAAUUGUCUAAAAAGUGGGCUUAUUCAUUUGUUCCCUUGUUAGCUAUAUUGUGGGAAAAAAUAAUGGGUGGCUGCCUCUAUCUUUGAGUAUCUCCUAACUAGAUGAAAACACCAAACUCUAAAUUAUUUUACAUUCUAUAAACAGAAUUUAAAUACUCUGUCAGACUGGAAUCACAUAUACUUUGGAAAUCUUUCUUAGGUUCUUAAACCUUUUCCUUUUAAAUUUGUGCUGAGUAAGUUAUAACCUUAAGUAUAUUUUGGAUUUUGUAUCCCCUGCUCCUUUUACUUAAGGGGGAGCAAAUGGGAAAAGGAGUACAGUAGAUAAAUGGAAUUUUAUCCUUGAACAUAACAUUGAAUUAUUUGUAGAAGAGGCUGGUAAGAAUGGAGUGUCCUAGGUCAAGCAAUUGCAGUGUUGCAUGCAAAAUUUCAAAAUGAACUUGUCUUAAUUAUAUUUUGUAAAUGGAUAAACAAUCAUCUUUCUACGCAGUGACGGAAAAAAUUAGUGCUUUGUGCAUUUUGAUAUUUGACUUCUUUUCACCAUUGUUAACUGUUUUGACACAGUUGGGUUCAUUAUUAUCAUGGUUCAUAGAAUCAGAAUGCUAAAUGAUACUGUAUUUUUAAGUUUGUGUUGCAAGAAUGAAUGGAAUAAACUUGAAUUGUGCGAUAUAA